CGACGCAUACUUUGUCCGAAUCCUGAUCGAGAUCGGUCGAUUCCUCUUGAUCAGCGCAAAGACGUACGUCGCAAUGCCGCUAAACUAUUCCAAAUGGGAUCAACUCGAGCUCUCUGAUGAUUCCGAUAUCGAAGGCCAUCCGAACGUCGACAAGCGUUCUCUCAUCAGAUGGAAACAACGGGAUAUUCACGAGAAGCGCGAGGCCCGCAAAACCAAGAUCUCAGCCCUCCACGCCGAGAUCGCAUGCAAUGGCGUCCUCUCUCCACGUCUGCACAGAAUUCGCGCUACACUAGGCAGCGCAGACGGCGGGUUAAUAUACUUCCAACAGUUGGUAGAGAGAUUACAAACGCAGCCAUCUCCAGAGGCGCCGCCGACGAACGCCAAAGAUCAACCAACUUACGACGCGAUGGUGUUAUCUCUGCUCCUGCAGGUUUGGGAUGGCGCCAAGAGCCUCCCUGCAGAUGAGCGGGAGGCUGCUGUACUCAGCGGUCUCGAUGCGCACAUCAAGCAGCUCGCACAUCACACACAGAAGCUGGGGAAGGAUCUUGUUGACGAGGAAAAUGAACAGAAGAAGCACAUAACGAGUGAGGAUAUCCACGAAGGCUUCGAUAGCAAGUACACUCCCGCUAAACCACCGCCUCCACCCGUAAAGAAUGCUAAAAUCGACGCGCCGACAAAGACCAAGGCGACCAAAACCACCGAGUUCGAGGUGCUGAAUCCUACUGCCUCGAAUUCUAAUGCGCCAUUGUCGUCGGUUACUCCGAAUCAUUCUCCAGACUCGGUUGAGGAAGAUGAGUUAGAGGAGGAGCUUCCAGAACUUACGCCUUCUCUCGAACAAUUCUCUCAAUUAUCGUUAUGGGAGUACACCCAAUCUUUCAACUUCAUUCAAGCAAAUCGCGACGUCGUCGUUCCCGGUGCAUCUGACGCGUUACUUGUGGCGGCUUUCCGUGCAGAGUCGAAGGGCCAGUUCGGAUACGCAAAGAAGUGCGUGCACCAAAGCUUACUCCUGCAGUACUGCGAUAAGCUAGGUAAAGAUGGCGUCCGACUAUUUUUCCAGAAGAUGAUCUCAGGCGACCAGCGCGCCAUCUCCGUCUUCGUCAAUGAUGUUGAAGGCACAUAUUCUCACCUUAAGACGCGUGCAAAAGCAGCAGCAACAGAGACUUCUGACGUGCAGAAGGAGCAGAUACAACUUGUGCCCGAGAAUCCUUCUGCCACUAUCUCGUUCAACGUACCUGAUGGUCCUCCGCCUGAGGACUUGCGCCUCGAGGGUCCAGGGACGGAGGACCUGGACCUUGAACAAGUUCGCGAAGCAUUGCACAUGCGAUGGGAUGUCUUCCAGAGCUUCACCGAGGACCUCAAGGCUGCGCUCAAAGUUGGGACACUGGAAGAGGUCAACAGAGUGCUUGGCAGUAUGGAAGUUAGCGUUGCGGAAGACGUAGUGGCAAAGCUUGAUGCGGCUGGUAUCAUGAGCUUCGUGUCGGGAGGUAUCAGGGAUGAGACUGGAGAUGAGGACAAGGAAGAAGUCGAAGAGAAUGCCGAAUAACUUAAUCCAAGGAGUAUGUGUUUCUAUGUCAAGACGCGUGCAUAUUGCUGUAUUGUAUAAUUGCUUUCGAACGAAGAGUCCGAUGUAUAUUGUACAUCAAUGUCAUCUUGCUGACUUGCUUGUCCCGAUUCUUUGGUA
Suillus plorans is the source of this 1681-nucleotide messenger RNA. RefSeq names its product Cdc37 N terminal kinase binding-domain-containing protein. The transcript is spliced from 3 exons. Gene Ontology annotation, cellular component: cytoplasm. Lineage: Eukaryota; Fungi; Basidiomycota; Agaricomycetes; Boletales; Suillaceae. Gene Ontology annotation, biological process: protein folding; protein stabilization. The record is from RefSeq and is a predicted model, not a curated record. The coding region runs from base 74 to 1543 and encodes 489 amino acids. Gene Ontology annotation, molecular function: heat shock protein binding; protein-folding chaperone binding; protein kinase binding.